AUGGGCUGCGCAGUUUCAGGUCUGGCCACAAAAUGUGAGUUUGCACAGAAGGAAGGAGCGGAUGCUGCUGCGCAUCCCAGCCAGGAGCACAUCCAGAUGAUUAGAGACUCCUGGAAAGUUAUCCGGGAUGAUAUCGCCAAAGUUGGGAUUAUCAUGUUUGUCAGGUUGUUUGAGACCCAUCCCGAGUGCAAGGACGUCUUCUUCCUGUUCCGAGAUGUGGAGGACCUGGAGAGGCUGAGGACGAACCGGGAGCUCAGGGCCCAUGGCCUGCGGGUGAUGUCGUUUAUUGAGAAAAGUGUGGCCAGACUGGAUCAGCCGGACAGACUGGAAGCUCUGGCCGUGGAGCUGGGAAAGAGCCAUUAUCAUUACAAGGCCUCACCUAAAUACUACAAUUACGUGGGAGCAGAGUUUAUCUGUGCUGUGCAGCCCAUCCUGAAGGAGAGGUGGACCGCUGAGCUGGAGGAGGCAUGGAAGACCAUGUUCCAGUACGUAACCAGCCUGAUGACACAGGGAUACCAGGAGGAGAGCGCCCGGCAGCGAAACCUCGCCGUGUCUCCAAAGGACAGACUAGACAAGAGAAACACAGCGCUAUGAGCUCAUCCAUCUCUAAACCACCACAGACUGAAACGUGUGCAUGUAUACAUCAUGUCUUUGUUCCUGUUCACCAUUUUUGUUCGAACAGACCAGAAUCAAGCAGUGGGUUUGAACAAAGCAAUUUAUUUC
Molecule: messenger RNA, 723 nt
Organism: Nematolebias whitei (Rio pearlfish)
Lineage: Eukaryota; Metazoa; Chordata; Actinopteri; Cyprinodontiformes; Rivulidae
Gene: xgb
Product: x globin
Exons: 5
Coding region: 1-594 (197 amino acids)
Molecular function (GO): heme binding; oxygen binding
Source: RefSeq, a predicted model, not a curated record